AUGCCCGACGAAGAACUUCAUGGCCUUAACGCCCUGUACCGUCUCUACCGCUGCCGGGAAGGGUGGGUGUUCCUGGGUUGUCUGUUCCAGGACGAGUGGGAAACAUUCUGCCGCACUGUGCAACGGGGAGAGCUCCUGGCCGAUCCCCGCUUCUCUACUCGAGAGGCGCGACAGGCCAAUGACGAAGCCCUGAUUGCCGAGAUCUCGGCAAUCCUUGCCGGGCGUACCGCUGCCGAAUGGGAAGAGUUGCUAAUCAAGGCGGACAUCGGUUGUGUCCGGGCCGAUGAAGCUCUGGAAGGAGAGUUUUACGCGGACCAUCCCCACGCCAGGGCGAAUGCUCUGAGCGUUGAGGUGGAGCACCCGUAUGUCGGAAAGUACCUCCGUUACGGCGGGUUGGUCGAAUUGUCCCUGACUCCGGGACUCUACCGGACCUCCAUCCAAAUUGGCCAGCACACCAAGCCCCUGCUGCGGGAAAUCGGGUACGACGACCAGGAGAUCGAGGACUUUGGAACGCGGGGAAUCGUCCAAUGGGCGGACCCCUCGGUGGGUGGGGAGCCGUAG
Geodia barretti is the source of this 561-nucleotide messenger RNA. The record is from the annotation of a GenBank genome assembly. Lineage: Eukaryota; Metazoa; Porifera; Demospongiae; Tetractinellida; Geodiidae.